CCGCCGCCUUCUGCUUUCAGAUUGUCUUUGCAAAAUCGUGCAGAUUGGGUAAACUCUAGGAGGAUAUAUCCUAUGCACUGCAUCGAAAGCAUUGCAUGACCUGUGCAAUCCCUUCCAACGUCCCCGGCCAGUCUGCUUCUGUCUUCACUGACUUGGAACAGCUGUCCAAUCCUUUCAGAAUUGCUGGCACUAGUGGAGCCUGAGGGCAGUGUAUUCAUGAGGAUGCCAAACUUCCUCUCCAAGAAAGCGGUCCAUGAGAAUUGCCGAUGAGGGUUGCUGCCUCGGUGCAGGAUGAGCUGACGGUGCGAUUUUGCAGCUUAGCAGCACCAAGAGAUGUGAAAGAAGUCACACAGAGGAUUCACAAAGGAGGCCUUUCAAGCAAUUGGACAAAGAGAAGAUCCUUGUUUGUGAUCACCCCAAAAAGUCACGUUGACGCGAUAAGAGGGCGUCCACUCCAAGAUGACUCAUUGCCGUCAGCACAACUUCUAGAAAAUACAACCAAGUCUGGGUUUUUUCAAGCUGCGGUCGAGAUAUUGGACAGGGGCCAGGAACUUGUAGAUUCUGGCAAAUUCGAACCAGCAACAGAACUUGAAAUCAGAAAAACUGAGGGCAUAUUAAAUAGCUCUGACACCCAAGUAGACGCCCAAACAGUAGCUCAGCAACCAGACCAGUCCCCCAAAGAGGGGCUUAUUGAUAGUAGCAACAAACUUUCAUCCUCAGACUCUGUACAAAAGGAGGGGCAAACGCUAGGGGCCAAGCUGUCAGACGCGAUGUCCCGGGGGCCCCCAAUGCAGUUUUGGGACGACUGGGUGGACCCGUCUGACAUGGCGGCCAUGUGGUCGCGCCCAGCUGUGGCGCUGGAGUGGCGGGGGAAGGGGUUUCAGAGGGGGUCGAAGGUGCUGUUUACCCGGGAUGAGAGGAGCAAGCCGUACCUGACGAUGGCCGAGAUGCAGGGGGUGGCGGAGAUCAUCAUCGACAGGCACUUCAGGGGGAGGGUCAAUCUGGUAAUGCUGUGCGCGAUCGCUGAGAUCGAGAGCGACCGCCGGCCGCUCGCGUACCGGUUCGAGCCGGCCCUCGGGGAAGCCAGCACGGGGCUCAUGCAAGUGCUACAGUCUACUGCGGAGUGGCUCGCCCGGGACAUGGGCUACCGGGCGUACUCCGUCAACUGGGCCAGCGAGCAGCUGUACCGCCCUUUUGCCGCUGUCUACUUCGGGGGAGCCUAUUUGAACUGGCUGUCGACUUACAAGGGCGUGCCGCGCUCGGAAGAGUUCAUUGUGCGCGGCUACAAUGGUGGCCCGAACGGGGUAAAUCUGGAGAAGACGGUGCGCUACUGGAGCAAGUACCUAGUCGCGAAAGCGAAGGUGGCUUCUGUGCUGAGAAUCGAAGCUCCCCAACUCAUCGUGCAAACCCCGGCGCCCCUCUACGCCCCUCCCCCUAGCGCCCCGGGCCCUGUCCAGGCCCCGUCUCAGCCGGGCUACUCCAUCCCUCCAGCAGUCCAAGCACCGCCUCCCACUCAACAGGGCCCCGGAGUGGUCCAAGUCGCUGUGGCAGCAACGGUCGGAGCCGCCGUUGCCACGUCGAUUAUCGCCGGACCCGCCGUCGGGAUGUGGGCGGCGACCGGGGCGAUCGCGGGCGCGCUUGGGGGGGCGAUUGCGAACGGGUGGCCACCCCCCCGGAGGGAAGAAGUUCGUCGGGAGACGGUCGAAGUGCGAGCCGACUUUGUGGAAGUUGGUUUGCCUGGGCCGAUGACGGUGAUAGUGGAGGAAGAGACGGGGCCCGUGAUCGAUACAGCGACAGUAGAGGUGGUUCCGGAGGCCUUGUCGACGGAGUGGGUGUACUGGGACGACGUCGUAACGGAGUCGGAAUUGGCCGCGAUGUGGGCCCGGGAGGAUAUUAGAACCGAGUGGACGGCUGCGGGGGAGAAGCCUGGACGACGGGUCCGGUUCUCAAGAGACGCGCAGAAACGUCCGUUCCUGACGGCGCGUGAGGUGACGGCCGUUGCGGAGAUCACGGUCCAGCGACACUUCCGGGGUGAAAUCGACCCGUCGGUUCUGGCGGCUCUUGCGGAGGUAAGCAGCAAGCGGCUGUUGUACGGGCGGCAGGGCACCGGGUUAAUGGAAACCGAGCUGGAAACCGUGCUGUGGUUGGCGAGCUGCAACCCCCGGUAUGCGGUGUACCCGGGGGCUUCGUUAGCGGAUCUAAGCAGGCCUUUUGUGUCUGUGUUUUACGGGGCAGCCUACGUGCACUGGCUGUCCAAGUUUGAGGGCAAGUCUCGGAGUGAGGAGUUUGUGGUCCGCGGAUAUUGCGGGGGCCCUAACGGGAGCAGCUCAGCGGAGACGCUCCCGUUCUGGCAGAGCUAUCGGAAAGUGAAAGGAGAAAGCACCAAACAAUCGUGGUGGAGAUGAGCGUCGUUAGAAGGGCAGUCUGUUGUUCAGAGGAGUCAUUGACUUAGUUGUACAGCGAUGAGAAACUUCUUCUUUCG
Molecule: messenger RNA, 2482 nt
Organism: Klebsormidium nitens
Lineage: Eukaryota; Viridiplantae; Streptophyta; Klebsormidiophyceae; Klebsormidiales; Klebsormidiaceae
Source: the annotation of a GenBank genome assembly